Messenger RNA from Priapulus caudatus, 3596 nucleotides. RefSeq names its product group XV phospholipase A2-like. Gene Ontology annotation, biological process: lipid metabolic process. Bases 47 to 1279 code for a protein of 410 amino acids. The record is from RefSeq and is a predicted model, not a curated record. NCBI's taxonomy places the organism in Eukaryota, Metazoa, Priapulida, Priapulimorpha, Priapulimorphida, Priapulidae. The transcript has 8 exons.
CAGAAUAACGGAUGCUGGGUCAGCAGACCUGGCAGAACGCCAGAGAAUGGAGCGAGUUGGAUGUUGUGUGUUUUCAGUUCUCGUGUGUUAUGUAAUACUCUCAUCAGCAGAAGCUAAAUCUAUACCCAUAAAACAUGGCAUAGGCCACCCAGUCAUAUUAAUUCCAGGUGAUGGGGGCAGUCAGGUGGAAGCCAAGCUUAACAAGACUGUAGUUCCACACAGUUACUGCGACAAGAUCACUAGUGAUUACUUCAACCUAUGGCUGAACCUAGAGCUUCUAAUUCCCUAUGUGUUAGACUGCUGGGUCGACAACAUGAGGCUGGAUUACGACAAUGUAACAAGGAAGGCCAGCGAACCCGAAGGUGUUAACAUAAGGAUUCCUGGCUUUGGAAACACCACGACUGUAGAGUGGCUGGAUCCCAGUCAGGCCUCACCAGGCCUGUACUUUACAAAGAUAGUAGAUGCCUUGAUCGCGUUGGGAUACACGAGAGGGUUAAACAUCAAAGGUGCGCCGUACGACUUCAGAAGAGCACCAAACGAACACGGCGAAUACUUCAAGCGGCUGAAGACACUCGUUGAGCAGACGUACUACUCAAACGGCAACCACAAGGUCGUGCUGCUCUGCCACUCGAUGGGCAACCCAAUGGUUCUCUACUUCCUCAACGGGCAGUCGCAGGCGUGGAAGGACAAGUUCGUGCACUCGAUGUUCGCUCUCGCCGGCGUCUGGGGCGGCACGGUGAAACCGAUUAGGGUCUACGCAUCCGGUGAGAACCUGGGCGUGUUUCUGCUGAACCCGCUCACGCUGAGGAAGCAGCAGCGUAGCACUCCCAGCCUCGCCUUCCUCUUACCGAGCAGUGACUUCUGGGGACCGGACGAGGUGCUGGCGACGACGGCGCAGCGCAACUACACCGUCAAGGACUACAAGGCCUUCUUCGACGACCUGGGUUAUCCGAACGGCUACGACUCGUGGCUCGACACGCGCGACCUGAUCGACAUCGGCAAGCCGCCGGGCGUCGUCGUGCACUGCCUGCACGGCGCGAAGGUGGACACGGCCGAGCGAUUCGCGUGGAAGGCGGGCAAGUUCCCCGACCACCAGCCGACGGCGACGUACGGCGACGGCGACGGCACGGUGAACAUGCGAAGCCUGCGCGGCUGCCUGCGCUGGGAGCGCGCGCAGAAGCAGAAAGUGUACGAGCGCGGCUACAAGGGCGUCGACCACAUGGGCAUCCUCCAGCAUCCCCCCAUCAUCGACUACCUGCAGAAGGUGCUGUUCUCUUGACGCGGCGGCGACGCGAGGCAAUACGAAGAAUAAGAGAAUCUUUUGUAGCUUCUUAGAUGCCAUACGUAUUAGGGGUGGGACGAUUCGUCGAUGUGUUGACGUAUCGCGAUACAACAGACUUCGAGGAUACGCGCAUUGACAUGUUUGACGAUUCAAGAUACGCGUAGCGGUGCCCUACUGACUGAAAUCCAUAUUUUUUAGAAGUGUAGUUUCAUCCAAAAACAAAAACGUUUUCGUAAUUCCAUAGCAGUGAGUUGUUUACUAAGCACUCUACGAUAAUGAUUUGUAAGCGUUUAUAUGAUUGGUGGUGUACCGGUGAAGUAUAUCGUUAGAGAAUGGUGAGACGUAUUGUAUCGUGUAGGCUGAACGUGGUACCGAUCGUAUAGUGAGUUACUCGUAUCGUCUCACACCUAGUACCUACAAGGAUGUGUCCGUUCCAGCUGCAUGUGCAGGUCAGUGCUGAAGUUGUUAGGAAUAUCAUUUUAGUUCUUUGCGGGUUCUGAGUCUACCAUGGCAAAUGAUCAGUUAGUUACUUUGCAUCAUAUUAGGCAGAUAAGUAGUUGCUAAAUGAUGCAGAAAUCUGUUGAAGAAACCGAUAUAGUUUACUGGUGCGUAUCAGUAGUGGAAUUAUCGAUGACAACAAUCAGUGGAAACCACGGGCUGAGAAAAACUGUGAUCAUUUUCUAAAUCGUUUUAAGAUCUGUAGGGAAGUUUGGAUCUGUAUUGAAACUUAAAAGUUGUGUUAUUUAAAAAAAAAGUUAUUUAAAAUUUGUAACUCUGGUCAUUCACAUAGUGACACUAGAUAGCACACCAGUCAUUUUUGCACACAUCGUUUCAACCUAAGUGUAACCCAUGCUGCUUCACACAUUUUUGUAUAUGGUUAAAUAGUUUCUCUUCCUUUUAGGUCAUCGAUCUAAUAAUAAUAGCAGUAGUAAUAAUAAUUAAUGUUAAUGUUCCUACAGAAUGCCAUUGUGUCGUGCUGUAAUUGUUUGAAUUAUCUUAAGACAGUUGAUCAAAUCUAAUGUCUCUGUUCUCUGUUCUUGUCUGUGCUAGACAGGAGGGCAGAUAUAGAGCCUAACCCAUAAACCUGAAAUCGGAAUAAUACAAAUUGGAAUGGGUGAGCUUUUUAACUUGCUCCAAUGAUUGCGAUCUGUUUACGUACAAACGAGCGAGUUUUGCAAGCACAUAAGGUCACCGCUUUGAUAACAGUAAAUUUCCGGUCGGGAAAAAUGGACCGCAACCCAAAGAUAACCGAUCGUUCUCCUUUCAACAAUGCAUCAGUUCAGUACAACUAUAGUAGAUUGUACAACCGCAAACACUCGAACAGCUGAGUGGAAAUUAAUUGUUAUGGGUUUUGUGUGGGGUUUCAAACAGAAUGGCGUCGAACGAUCGGAACAUGUUCAAGUAUUAUUACGAUGCUCAUUCCCGUCAGGGACUUAAACGUUCGUGGUUAACGACUUAAACGUUUAUGGGUUAAUUUAUACACGUUGUGAAUAUGUACCCAAGUGUGAGACAGUAGGUCCAUAGGACAGAUAUUACCGUGGUGGAUCGAAUAGGACGUCUGUUAUCUGUUUUGUCAUGUUUUAUUCUUGGUUAUUUAUCUGUCUACCAGGCAGUUUUUUACAUUUGCUCACAUACGGAUUCCCAAGAUCUGACUGUAUACAUGUUUAUCGGUUUAUCCUAGCCCCUUGCACGGGUAUUCAAUAUUUAUAAACGUUCGGUUUGGUUGCUUUUAUUGCCUUUUUAAAUUGCGCACACAACUAAAGAAUGUUUGGAUGUCCAAAAAAUAUGAUCUUAUAGUAACGGAAGACAUGUAUCCUCAUAUGAUGUAUGGUGUAAAUAUGUAUCCUACAUGCGUGUGAAUAUGUAUGUUCCUUGUUAGUACUGUAAGCCAAAAUAAUAACAUUGACCAUAUAAUUUUACGCAAUAUAAAUAUUCAAAAGUCCUAGAUAGAUUUAUGAUUUGUGAUUCGAGCCGAGUUUUGUAUUCCGUACGUCUCUGUAUUUCAGGCACGUUGUGUUGUUGACUUACUUUAGUUGAAAUCCUUGACAUUGAAAUGAAUUUUAAUGACGUAAAAAUUUCGCGAACUUGAUGGCGUUUCUAAAGCUUCAUGGGAUUAGGUUAUUUGGUCAGAGAACGAAGUAUGUGUUACAUUCGCUUACCAAAUAAGCUUGUGGUUAUACAAAAACAAAUCUGAUGUUCAAGAACGGCAGUUUAGUUGCGCUGUUAAACAUUGAAACGGGUUAACACCGUACGGCGUGAAUGCAAUCCAGUUUUUAUGUCAUGAAUAAAUAUUCUUUACUAUAGUGAAACCGAA